Molecule: messenger RNA, 1253 nt
Organism: Caenorhabditis angaria
Lineage: Eukaryota; Metazoa; Nematoda; Chromadorea; Rhabditida; Rhabditidae
Source: the annotation of a GenBank genome assembly
AUGUCAGAAGAACUUUUGCAAAAGUUCUUAUCCUCAGUUGAACAAGAAGAUGGUAUUUCUCGAAAAAAUUUCAAGAAAGAUAAGAACUCGGUUGCUCGAAAUAAUGUGAAGAAAAUACUCAACGCUGCUUCCAAAGGUCACAUAGAAUUAUCCGCCGAAGAAAGUUAUAUCGUUCAAAAACCAUCGACUUCUCAUGGAGAUUAUGUAAACGAUCAUCUCGCUUCUCAAGGAUUUUCUUUGAUCGAACAAGCAAGAUCGUACAAACCAAAGGAUUUAAAGAAAAGAAAUUUGAAGUGAGUUGAAUUUAAUAUUAUUUAACGCUACAAUUUUGCCAAUAUUGCUAAUCCCGAAGACAAAAUUUUGAAGAUUUCUAUUUCUCUAUUUUUCAGAUAUGUGAAAUAUCAAGAAACUCGGAAAUUGGAUUCAAAAAAAGGAAAAUUACUGGUCAAUGAGCAUUUGAAAACAAAAAAUGAUUUGAAGGCGAUCAGAAAACAGAAGAAGAUGCUUAUUGGUAAGUACAUAUUUCCAUUAUUUGAUUAUAAGAGUUUCGUACAAUUUUAAAAAUUAAAAAAAAACAAUUUUCUAGUGGCUCAUAGUCAUUUGAAUCAUUAAAGGUUUCCUAAAAAACGGAAGUUCGAAAUGAAAUUGAAAACUGUUUUUGUGAAAAAAAAAGUUCACGUUUCACGUCUUUUUAUUGUAUUUUGGUCGUAUUUUUCAUUUCUAAUUUUUCUAUACGCGAAUUAUUUAUUUCAAGAAAUCAAAUGUUCCUGUUUCACCUAGACCGAAAUUCAUUUUUUCAGUUUUAACAUUAAAAUGUAUACUCUUUGUUUAUAUUCGUUUCCAAUUUUUCAUACUCAUAAUGUCUAAAUUUUUGUGACACGAUAACAGUUCUGACUAUUCAAAAAAUUGUCAGAAUGUGAAAACGUGGAAAACAUGUUUUGUUUUUUGAGUUGUUAUCAUCAUUAGACAUGCGCUCCACUACAAAUUUGAAAAAACAACAAACUACGAAAUUACGGGGAAUUGCGAAAUUAUAGAAUUGCUCUCUGUCUAGGAAAUUAGUAUGCGAUUUAGUAUUUUUUUCAAAUAUCAUAAUUUUAUUUGUUUUAGGGGUAAAAGAGCCACGACGACAAUUUCCUGGAGCAAAAUCGAAGAAGAAAGAAAAAUCGAAAUCUGUGUUCAGCGAGAAAGAUUUCGCUGAAAUUUCUCGUGCUCCAAAACGUCUCAAUACAAUUUCAGAUCAUUCAUUUAUCUAG